This is a messenger RNA of Poecilia reticulata (guppy), 7662 nucleotides long. It is a transcript of the gene bcl11aa, whose product is annotated as BCL11 transcription factor A a. Gene Ontology annotation, cellular component: nucleus. Gene Ontology annotation, molecular function: DNA-binding transcription factor activity; RNA polymerase II cis-regulatory region sequence-specific DNA binding. NCBI's taxonomy places the organism in Eukaryota, Metazoa, Chordata, Actinopteri, Cyprinodontiformes, Poeciliidae. The record is from RefSeq and is a predicted model, not a curated record. Gene Ontology annotation, biological process: regulation of transcription by RNA polymerase II; negative regulation of dendrite development.
UCUCUCUUUUUUCUCUGCUCUCCUUUCUCAAAAAAGCCAUGACGGCGAUCCCGCGAUCCAUCCUCGCCUCCGCGCUAUCUUUCUAUUAUUUCUAAUUUAUUUUAUUAUUAUUUUGGGGUUUUUUUUUUUACUCCGUCUCCUCCACCUCCUCUGGUAGAUGUCCAAGGCGUUGGAUGAAGAUCUUUUCUCUCUUUUUUCCCCUCCUCCUCUCCUCUGUCACCCCGGUAUCUCCCCGAUGUGAUCCGCGCUGAACGCAGCCGCUGAACAGCCACCAUGUCUCGCCGCAAGCAAGGCAAACCGCAGCACCUGAGCAAACGGGAUUUCUCGCCAGCCGAGCCCCUCUCCACGGCCGUCGUCUCGUCGGAGGAGCUGUCGGAGCGCUGCUCGGAGCACUCGGAGGACAGCGGCAGCCUCAACGGCCACCAUCCGGUCCCCACUGCGGGCCGGUUGGCCCGGCUGGGUCCGGACUCUCACCCCUCGCCGGAGCAGGACCUCCUGACCUGCGGUCAGUGCCAGGCCACCUUCCCCCUGGCAGACAUCUUGCUCUUCAUCGAGCACAAGAGGAAGCGAUGCCACGGGCCACCCUGCCUCGCCAUAGGCAGGGGGCUGGACAAGCCCCCUUCGCCCUCCCCUGGUUUGGCCCUCACCCCUUCACCCGCUCUGAACUCUCUGCGUGGCCGGAGGCCGGUUGAAGUCGGGGUUCAGGCCACGCUAGCAGACGAAGACGAUGAGAGGUUCUCGUCGCCUCGGGGGAUUUGCCCAAAGCAGGAGCCCCUCCCAGGUAAACAGAGCAACAUGCAUCACCUCCAGCUCUACAUGAACACAGGCGCGGCAGGCUGCAGAAAAACAGGUAAGGAGGAGCCAACCACGUACACCUGCACAACGUGUAAGCAGUCAUACGGCAGCGCCUGGUUCUUGCUGCAGCAUGCUCAGAACUCCCAUGGCUUUCGAAUUUACCUGGAAAGUGAACAUGGCAGUCCUCUCACCCCACGCAUGGGCGGGCCUUCUUCCCUUGGUGGUGGUGCUGACUGCCCCUCUCAGCCUCCCCUUCAUGGCCUCCAUUUGCCACCUGAUGCAAGCCCUUUCAACCUCCUCCGCAUCCCUGGCUCGGGCUCAGGGGGAAGGGACAGCAUUGGAGCAGGAGGUGCCGUUGGCUCUGGUGUUCCUGGGGGCCAUCAUCAGCGUUUCCCCCCAACACCUCCUCUCUUCAGCCCCCCUCCGCGAAACCAUCUGGAUCCCCACCACCUGAGCCCAGAGGAGCUGGCGCUGGCAGCCCACCACCCGAGUGCCUUUGACAGGGUGCUGCGCCUUAAUCCUCCUCUGCCUCUAGACCCACCUCCGACAAUGGACUUCUCAAGGCGUCUACGGGAACUGGCGGGCAACACCUCAGGGUCUACUCCCCCGCUAUCACCCAGCCGGCCAAGCCCCAUGCAGCGCUUACUGCAGCCAUUCCAGACAGGAGGAACAGCAGGUGCAGGCGGUGCAGGGGGCAGCAAACCUCCAUAUCUUGCUACUCCACCACCACUACAAGGCUCGAUGCAGUCGCCUGUGGGCUCACAAACCACUCCUCCAACCCCUCUCCCUACAGCAGGACCACCCUCUUCUUCCAACACCCAGUUGAAAUCAAAGUGUUGUGAGUUUUGUGGCAAAGCCUUUAAGUUCCAGAGUAAUUUAAUAGUGCAUCGGCGCAGCCACACAGGAGAGAAGCCGUACAAAUGUCAUUUGUGUGAUCACGCAUGCACACAAGCAAGCAAACUGAAACGACAUAUGAAGACGCACAUGCACAAAUCAUCGUCGCCAAACACGGGCAAGUCAGAAGACGGUCUAUCAAUAGCCUCGUCCCCAGAGCCCGGCACUAGUGAGCAUAUAGGUAGUGCAAGCAAUGCACUUAAAUCAGUGGUGGCCAAGCUGAAAAGUGAAAAUAAUCGUAUGUUACGAGAAAAUGGGGAGGAGGAAGAAGAGGAAGAAGAGGAGGAAGAAGAAGAAGAGGAGGAGGAGGAAGAGGAAGAGGAGGAGGAAGAAGAGGGGGAAGAGGAGGAAGUACAGAAUGGGGAGAGGCCACCCAAGCGAAACAACAGCUAUCACUUCGGACUGAGCCUGGAAGCAGCACGGCAGCAUGAAAACAGCAGCGGGAUUGGAAGUCGACUGGGCGGAGUGGCUGAUGAGACAUCUAUCCCUCGCUCACUGCCAGAGGUCAUGCAGGGUAUGGGUCUGGCCGCCAGCAUGCAGCACUUCAGUGAAGCCCUCAACGCACACAAACGCAACGCCAUGGCCCAGGAGAACCACCUGCACCACCAUCUCAGCAGAGACCAUCACCACAGUCGGAACAUGUGCGAUGGAGACUCUGUCUUGGAAACAGAACGUGUAGAGGAAGGCACUGUUUCUGCAGUAAAUGGACGAGGAGCGUCUCCUAAUGAAUCUUCUUCAAUUGGCCUCUCAAAGAAACUGCUUCUGGGUAGCCCCAGUCCACUUAGUCCCUUCUCAAAACGUAUUAAACUGGAGAAAGAAUUUGACCUGCCUACCCCCACAAUCCCUAACACAGAAAAUGUCUACUCCCAAUGGUUGGCUGGCUACGCUGCCUCUCGACAACUCAAGGACCCUUUUCUCAACUUUGGGGAUUCCAGACAAUCGCCUUUUGCAUCAUCAUCUGAGCACUCGUCAGAGAAUGGCAGCCUGCGUUUCUCAACCCCUCCAGGAGAACUGGAUGGGGGAAUGUCAGGUCGCAGUGGGACAGGCAGCGGGGGCAGCACGCCCCACCUUGGGGGUCCUGGGAGACCCAGUUCCAAGGAUGGACGCAGGAGUGACACUUGUGAGUACUGUGGCAAGGUUUUCAAGAACUGCAGUAACCUGACAGUACACCGGCGCAGUCACACAGGAGAGAGACCCUACAAGUGUGAGCUGUGCAAUUACGCGUGUGCCCAGAGCUCCAAACUUACUCGCCACAUGAAGACCCAUGGUCAGGUGGGCAAAGAUGUGUACAAGUGUGAAAUUUGUCAAAUGCCCUUCAGUGUUUACAGCACCUUGGAGAAACACAUGAAAAAAUGGCACAGUGACCGUCCUUUGAGUACCGAAAUAAAGUCAGAGUAGAAGGCAGAACAAUGAGACCUUUUCCUUUGUAACUGGGUCGCCAACAGUCAAGUGUUUAUUCCUAGCCCCCUUGUAGAUUUGCCCCAAUCCCAACACUCCCCUUUCACCAACCUGGUGGAAGCCUAAGACCAUGUGCUCUGCACCAGCACACCUUGUUUCCAUUACCCAUCGAAUGCAUGAUCUGUAUCGGGGCAAUACUCUUGCAUUGACGCAAAACUUCGAGCCUUUCUCUUGUGCAAUAAUUUACAUGUUGUGUACUAUUUCCUUUUAUUGAGUUUUCUUUUCCCCCCCCAUUUUUAAGAAUUAGUCAGCAUGCAUAGUAUGUUUUUUGCUAAUCAAAAAAGAAAAGAAAAAAAGAAAAGAAUUUGUCCCUGGUUGGUUAGUUGUUGAGUAAAUGUGUUGCUGUUUUUCUCUCAUUCAGUUAUUUUCUUUUUAUUCUUUAAAAAGAAAAAAGAGAAGAAAGAUACAUCCAUGCUGCGUACAUUCUGUAACACAUAUCAUGUACAGCUUUGUUUUGUAACAUGGAAAGUGAACAGUCUUUUUACUUGACCCUCUUUUUACUACCCUGGAAAUGCACUUAUCCUGAUCUUUCUAAAAGAUGCCAUGUUCACACAGGGUUUAAGAGAAGAAAAAAAAAUCAUGUAUUUGGCUUGACUACUAAACUGAAAGUGACGACAGGCCUCAAAUUUCUUUCAAAAAGACAAAAAAGUGUGUUAAGAACUCAAUUUGUACUAUCAUUUGGAGGAUUAAGGAAGAGUGCCUUUGAUAUUUCAAGACUGCAUUGGCCAUAAUUUUAUCUGGAUUAAGUUUGGGGUCACACAGACGAAGCUGAAAGAGUUAGACCACACAGAAAAAGGUCCUUGCAUCAAGCACCUGAUGACUCAAAUGGACAACUCACGAUGAAAGAUCAAAAUCAUCAUUUAGCUACCUUUAACAUGUUUAAUAGGCUUUCUAUAAUUGGAAAUUUCAUGACAAGCAUGGUACAAGCAGUAUUGUGUAUAUCAGAAUUAUUUGUAGAUUUGUUUUUGGUAUGGUGAAGCUUUUGAGAGAAAGGUAAUCUGUGAUGAGAUGUACAAUCCUGAACUAUAGGGAUGAGACGCAGAGUGUCACAUGUCUGCGUUAGCACAAACCUACGAUGCUGCUUCAGCAUGUCAGUGUGUGGAACAAUGCAUAAAGUAAUAUGUGAGCUCAAAUUUAAGCUAGCUUUACUUAAGAGCAGUGGAAAAAAAACAAGCUAGAGAGAAAGAAAGCAAAACAGAACUGGAAGCGACGUAUGCUUUACGGGAUACAAGGCAAUGUUUUUCACUUUACAACUCCAAACACGGCCAUCAGCAGAGAAAGAGACACUUGCAAAAACAUGUAUCUGUGUUUUAGGGCUUUUCAGAAAUGUUUUCAUGCUAACCAGUAUGCAUACAGUGGCUCUUAAAACAGUGCACAGCCUUGUGGAAAUGUCAGGUUUUUAUGACUUAAUAAAUAAUAUUGCAAAUCAAUUUAACAUGUUUUCCACAUGCAAAAUGAAAUUGUUUCUCCACAAUUCAACUAAAAGAACAAACAAAUCUUCUACAAUAAAAAAAGGUGAAAUCUGGAUGUGUACAUCCCUGAACUAAUACUUCAAUGAAGCAUAAUUUGAUUAAAUUUCAACAUUCAACACUUUGGUUGGAGUCUAAAAGUGUCUUACAUCUUGACCUGUCAAUAUUUGCAGACUUUAUUUUGGAAAAAUACGUUAAAUCUCUCAGAUUAUGAGGCCAUCUUCAGGAAACUGCUCAUAUUUUCAUCCAUCUCUAUGAAAUCUCCUGUUUUACCAAAAGAAAGCUUUCCCAGAUCAUGAUGCUGUCACCAUCAUAUUUUACUGUGGGUAUGUUCUUCAUUAUGUAUUGGGUUAAAUGUUCAGACCAUAUACUAUUUCCCACAAGAUCUUUAAGAUACGAUCAGUCCUGGAUGUUUUAUUAGAGGCUCUUUUAUUUCAUACAGCCCAUCUACAACCAAUUCUUAUCUUUUCUUACGUUUUAGUGACCAAUCCCAUUUUUAUGUUCCUGUUGUCCCGUAAUUAUUAAAAUUAUUGAUGGCUUUCUUUACUCUGUUAUGGUGUGUAUAUAAGAUUAUUUGGAGCCUUUAUCACAUCACCAUAAACCAUGGCUUUAUUUAAAAUAAACUUAAUUGAUCCAGAUUAGCUUUAUUUCUAGUUUAGCAGAGCCACUUAAACGAUUUAAAGGUUGUAAUAGGAGAGGCAGCUGAAAUAACAUUUUAAGUUUAAGGGUGUGAAAAUUUAUGUAACCAGAUUCUUUUUUUAUUUACUCUCCUAACAGAUUUGUUAAUUUUUAGUUGAAGUGAAUGAAAAUAUACCGCUGCAUUAAAAAUGGAAAAAUAUUUGAAAAAUUGUAUUUUACAAAUACCUGCCAUUUCAACAGGGGUGUGUACACUUUUGCGAGUCACUGUAGGUUAACACAGGGCGCGUUACAUUUCAUUUUGGUUUGUUUUCUGUUGAUUUUGAACCCAAAAUGAGUUUUUGUUGAUUCAGUUUCCUUCAUGCUGUUCAAUGUAAAGCACUAAGUGUGCAUUUGUCCCACAUCCAUGCAGAGAUGGUACAUGGACUGAGUCUACAAGCUGGAUUUGUUUGACAUGAAGUGCACUGUUUUUAGUUUUCCCAGUUUACAAAUUAACGCUGAAGGGGAAAAUCUUUGUAAUGCUGUCAGAUGAUGAGGAUCCCUUUGUUGCAAGUGGUAAAAGAAAAAAAGAAAAAAAAAGACGCACAAAAUCUUUUUGCUAGCAGCUUCAUCACCCCUGACCUCUGUAUCCUCGCCAUUUCACCGUUGACCGUUUAACCAUGGAAACCCAAGAGCACACUCUCCUCCAAACUAACCUCUGCUCCCACAUAGUAGCAAACUAAAUGCACUUCUCCUGGCUUUAUUAACCACUUUUUUUUGUUUUUUUUUUUUUGUUUUUUUUUUAAAGAAGUUGUGAUUUAUCAUCAUCUGAACAAGUUGCUGCCUGGAAAACAGACACUCCAAUCUUGCUGCUCACGCCAUCAGACUCUGUUUUUGUAGAACUUCUCCUUUAAACACGGGCAUAAAUAGAACCUUUUUUCACAAACAGAGCUAUGCUAUGUUUUAGUGGGAAAUGUUUUAACUUUUGUUACUGCAUCUCAAUGGCAUCCAGUACUCCCGUCACAGUAAAUAUGAGGUGAAACAUUUCAGAAACGUACGAAAAAAAAAAAGAUUUUGUGCUGAUUUUUUGUUUCAUUUUUCUUCCUUUUUUUGCCUUGGUUCUUUACGGCUCUUCAGGUUGAAAUACAAUUUGCAUUGGGGAAAGGAUUAAGAUUAUAUAUGAAUAUAUAAUAAAGAACUUAAAAUAUAGGAAAAUGCACAGUCAUGUCAGUUCCUAUACUUAAACACAUUUAUGGUCUACUUUUUCUGUAUUUCUAGAAUUGUAUUUGAAUUCAAUGUUCACUUAGAGUAGGCACUAUAGUAUUUAUAUUGAGGCUCGUAUUUUUAACUGUUGCUUGUUCUCUCUAAAGGUAUUUGCCAUACCUGUUUUGGUAGUGGAAAAAAACCCAAGCUGCCACGGUAUAUUUUUUUAAUUUGGCAGGAUAAUAUAGUGCGAAUUAUUUGUAUGUCUAAAGAAAUAAAAUAAAACGAUAAAAAAAAAAGAACAUCCCAUAAAAAGCAGCUAAAAUGUGUGGCAUUGGGAGGCGUCGCAGGCCAUCAGAUGGCUGCUGCUUUGGGUCCUGCUGUCCACAGAGGUGUUUGUACAUAUCUUCUUUGUUUUUCUUUUUGUUCUUUUUUUAUUCGCACUUCUUUCUCCUCCCUCUGCUGCCAUUCCUGUAUGCAGUACUGAAAGCUGACGUUGACCUGUUCUGUUGUGUGCUUUUGUCUCUCUCACCUCUCCCACCUGACAACAUUCCAACAUCAAGAAGAGAGGAGGAAAAAAAAUCUAAAGAUAAAAAAAAAAAAAAACUUAAUAUGCAGUACAUGGAUUACUUAAAAAAAAAAGUUAAAAUAAAUACAUUUAAAAAGAAAUAAAAUGUUUUUGCAUUUUCUUUUCCAUUGCCAAAUACUAAAUGGUGCUUUAUAUUUAGAUUGGGUGAAUAUACUUUCAUAUGCAAAGCAUAUUUAAAAAUGACCAGGGGGAUGUGGAGAAGCCUGCUUGAGUUGAGACUUUUUUUGUAAAUGGCAAUGCGGAAUAUUUUGUUAUCAGCCUUUUCUAUUCCUGUUCUGAGAGCUGUUUGUUGUAACUUGAACAUGAACUUUAUCUUUUACAAUGGGAGCUACUAUUUAUUAUUACCUAUAUGCUCUGUUCUGAACAGAGACAUGGAAUGGAGUCAUAUAUUUUUGGUUUGUUUUUAUUCUUUUGUUUUCGUUAUACUAUAAUUUUAUUAUGUUUUCUUUUCUAAUGGUGGCCAGUGGUCAUUGGACAAAACAAGCUCUAUGAUUUCUGUUGUACCUGUUUGGGGUCUCUGUUCAGUUGUAUUGGGAAUACCACUGUCUGUGUUUUCUGGCAGAUGUCUGCAUAAUCCUGUUCACACGCCCAUUUUGUCCCUUUAUUGAAAAAUGAUUAAUAAAAAAAAGACGAAAGUGU